AUGACAUUCUACGAACUAAGUUUGGUGCGAGGGACGAAGAGAGUUCAAGCGGGAACUCGGCGGCUAUUUUGGACUCGACGCUUCGAUAUGCUUCUGCUACUAUUUUGUCUGAUCUCCGGACUAUGUUCGUCGACUCUGGCGGCUACCGUCAGCGGCAGGCUUGACGUGAGCCCCCUUAAUAUUACUCGCAAGGAAGUCGCACACUCAAGCUUCAAGCUUCUGCAGGUCGGGAACUUCACGGGCCCCGCGUACUAUUCGCAAACCACUGUGCGGGACGUGCAUGGCAAUUUCAAGUUCGAGGGCGUACCGGAACCCAAGGACGCGAACUCCAGCACCUACUUUGUGCUCCAGCCUUCCUCUUUAGACUACAACUUAAAGCCCGGGCGCAUUCUGGUCCAGCUCGUCCGUGAUCCCGAGGAUCCUCAGAAAAUUGUCACCAAGGCCUUCAAAAACAGUUUUGGCCGCGAGAACUUUCCAUCUCCAGAGAUACUGUACCCCGAGAAGCUCGCGGAGGUGGCGGCCGAUCCCUGCAUCACCUUUUCUCUCGUCAAUGCGGCGCCCUUCCGCGAGUACAUUACGGAGCGGAACGCCGGGAUCUUGAAGAGCGGCCCAGUCGCAAGUAUACUGAAUUCCAAGUUCAAAAUGGCUGCGGUCAUUACUGCCGUUUUGAUGCUCUUGUUCCCAUACCUGCUAGAGAAAUUCGACAGCGAAACAGCCCAAGCCAUCAAGGACGACAGGUUGGAGAAACAGAAGCGAAAGUACGCCGACCAGAAGCGAGUCGGCGAGCAGGCCCAGCGCCUAGAGAAGAAGUAG
Molecule: messenger RNA, 813 nt
Organism: Lachancea thermotolerans CBS 6340
Lineage: Eukaryota; Fungi; Ascomycota; Saccharomycetes; Saccharomycetales; Saccharomycetaceae
Gene: SOP4
Product: Sop4p
Exons: 1
Coding region: 1-813 (270 amino acids)
Source: RefSeq, a predicted model, not a curated record